Molecule: messenger RNA, 859 nt
Organism: Oryzias melastigma (Indian medaka)
Lineage: Eukaryota; Metazoa; Chordata; Actinopteri; Beloniformes; Adrianichthyidae
Product: sialic acid-binding Ig-like lectin 5
Source: RefSeq, a predicted model, not a curated record
CCAACAAAAGAUGUUUUAGCUCUGAAAUAAUCUUCCACACCAACAAAAACACGAACCCCCCCCCAUAAAUCUGAAUUUAUGGGAAGAGUGUCACUCCUGGAUCCUGAUGUGAAUCAUCUGAACUGUAGCAUCAGAAUCAGUGAUCUGAGAGAGUCUGAUUCUGGAUUCUAUCAGAUCAGAGUGAAUGGAUAUAGCACUGCAGAGACGUUUGGAGUAACAUUUAAUAAGAGAACGUCUGUCAAUGUUGGAGGUUUCAGGCAGAAACCUACAAUGACUCUUCCUGAUUUGACAGAGGGACAUCAGACCACCCUGACCUGCUCUGCUCCUGCACUCUGCUCUACGUCUCCUCCUGGAAUCAGCUGGAUGUGGAGCGGAGCAGCAGAAAAAGACCCUCUCAUCAACAGAAGCAUCACUGCCUUCAAGAAUGAGACUUUGACUGCUGUCACACAGAGACACAACUCAACUCUGACCUUCAUUCCCACAGCUGAACUCCACAACUCCAACAUCACCUGCAGGAUCCGCUUUAGUGAUAACACCACCACCGAGGAGACAGUCAAUCUGCACGUCAACUAUGUUAAAAUCACAGGAAAUGCAGAUUUGAACGAGAACAUGACUCUAAACCUCACCUGCAUGACAAGUUUGUCUCCUGCAGAAAUCCAGUGGAUGAAAUUUGGAUCCAAAACAAAUCAGCUGAUCAGAACAUCAGUUGCUCUGCACAACAACACUGCCAUCUACCUGCAGGAGGACAGAAGCACUUUGCUCAUCUUUAAUGUGACUGCAGAGGAUGCUGGACUGUACAUCUGCACAUCAAAGCAUCUGAACAACACAAUCAAGGAUGAAGUCAACGUGACAGUGAUGU